Messenger RNA from Pogona vitticeps (central bearded dragon), 915 nucleotides. It is a transcript of the gene TIMP1, whose product is annotated as TIMP metallopeptidase inhibitor 1. Gene Ontology annotation, biological process: response to cytokine; negative regulation of membrane protein ectodomain proteolysis; negative regulation of endopeptidase activity. Gene Ontology annotation, cellular component: extracellular matrix. Gene Ontology annotation, molecular function: protease binding; metalloendopeptidase inhibitor activity. Lineage: Eukaryota; Metazoa; Chordata; Lepidosauria; Squamata; Agamidae. The record is from RefSeq and is a predicted model, not a curated record.
AGCAGGGUGAUAUUUAAACACCAGCCCGAUGAGCUGGGAGCUGCAGGCUGAAGUGGCAGAAGACGCCUAGAGAACAGCAGAGAGCAAGAUCACUUCAGAGUUGCUUUUCGUCUCCUCUUCUCUGCCCAAGAAAAAAGCAAAAAUGGAUUCAGCUAAACUCUGCGGAUUCCUGACUGCCAGCUUCCUCCUGGUCACUUUGCUGGGGGACCCUACAGAAGCCUGCUCCUGUGCCCCCAGGCACCCCCAGUCUGCAUACUGCUACUCUGACGUUGUGAUCAGGGGCAAAUUUGUGGCCCUCAGCAAGGAGCGCGUGAACAUCUCUGCCGGAGAGCCUGUGUGGUGGAUGCGCCAUGAGAUCAAAACCACCAAGGUGUACAAGGGUCCUGAACACAUGCAAGAUGUCCGCUUCCUCCACACCCCUGCCAUGGAAAGCCUGUGUGGAUAUGAACACAAGUCCUCUCUCAAGGGAGAAGAGUAUGUCAUUGCAGGGAUGCUGGAUGGCGAUCGCGUCAUGAUCACGGCUUGCUCUUUCAUCCAACCGUGGGCACAGCUAACUCCUGCACAGAAACGAGGCCUGAGUUCAGACUACAACAAGGGCUGCAACUGCACGAUCGUGCCUUGCACUUCCCUGCCAUGUUCCGUUAACUCUGACAAUCAGUGCCUGUGGACAGACGGGAUCAUGUCCAGAAUAUGGGAUGACUUCCAGGCCAAACGCUUGGCCUGCCUGCCCCGGUCUGACAACGCUGGGCUCUGCACUUGGCAAUCCCUGAGCAGUCAAGGGCCGGGGUCCCUUCGCCGGACACAGUGACAUUCUUCAUGGACUCUGAUGGAGCUGGUGCUCCUCCCCCGUGAACAGCCCUCCCCCCCCCAUUUUCCCAUGUCGUCUGUUUCUAAAUAAACAUAAAUUCCAAAACA